Messenger RNA from Letharia columbiana, 1110 nucleotides. RefSeq lists its product as uncharacterized. Gene Ontology annotation, biological process: biosynthetic process. Bases 1 to 1110 code for a protein of 369 amino acids. The record is from RefSeq and is a predicted model, not a curated record. NCBI's taxonomy places the organism in Eukaryota, Fungi, Ascomycota, Lecanoromycetes, Lecanorales, Parmeliaceae. The transcript has a single exon.
AUGAAGCGUCUCCUAAUCAAACGCAUCCUCACCCCCCACCCCGCCGGCGGUAUCUCAGUCAAUUUCGCAACCCUCUUAGUCAGCAAGAGUAUCCAUGUAAUCGGUUCCAUGACACGCGGCACGCACUUCUACACCAACUCGAUCGACCGCAUCGCCACCCACGCAUCUCGCAUCGCCGACUCUAGCACCACCUCACCCCCUCGUCGUCCCCUCCACCUCGCUUUCUUCGUAGGCAGCGACCUCUAUCCGCACCUCAUGCUCAGCAAGCUCGUCCCGCGCCUUAUCGCCCAAGGCCACACCCCUUUUAUCUUUCUUUCUGCGGACAAAGUGAACAAGAAAGCGGCGUCUCUCGGCUUACGCGAACUCGGAUUCUUUGAAAGGCAGCUCCUGCAAGACCAGAUCAUUCCAUUUCUCGGAUCCGCACCCUCGGACGGAGCUGCAUGCCUAACUGUGGAUCAGACCAGAGCGCAAUACGGAAUAUUGGUACAACGAGUGAAGAGCGUAAACGGUCCACUCUUUCUAGACGUUCUCAGGAAACACCACAUCGACGCAGGUUUCUCCCCGUGCUGCCACCAACGCUUCGGCAAGGAUAUCAUCAAUCACUUCGCCGCUCCUCGCGCGCUGCUGAAUCUCCAUCCAGGCACGUAUCGAGGUGCAAUGACCGCUAUCCGCGCGAUGACCAACAAGGAACCCAGCUUCGGCUACAGCCUUCACCAUGUAAGCUCUUCAUACAACUCAGGCCCGGUCCUCGACAUACGCACCGCUCCAAUCGACUACGCGAAAUCCAUGUUGCAUUACAUGAACGAUAUGUACCCGAUUGGGGUGGAGAUGGUGUUGGAUGCUGUUGGUAAUCUCGCAAGGGGCAAGAAUAUGCCUGCUAUCGAGCAAGAUGAAGCCAAGAGUCGAUACUACACCUUUCCAACAGAGGAGGAGCUUGAGCUGGUGCGCGAGAGAGGGGUGAGGCUUGUUGAUGCGGGGGGGAUGGAGGAGGUGCUUGUGGAGAGUUUUGCGGGAUGUGGGGGGAGAGAUGCGCUGAGGGUGGUGGUGAGGGAGGCUGUGAGGAAGUGGUAUGGGGAUGAAAGUGCGAGUCUUUCAGGGUUGCGUAGAUAG